AAUAUAUUAAUACUCGGCAUAGUGCGAGAGAAAAUUUGAUUAUUUGGGGACCCUUUUUGUUUUGCCUUGCAUUUCCUUUGUGCUUCAGUCGUCCGAAUCCUAUUCUGCAUGCAGCCCUUCGUUUUCCUCCUCCUGUAGGACAAAACCAUGGAGGAAGACAAUCCACCAACGCACACCAAGAUUUCCCGAUCCCCUUCUCCUCGUCGGCAAGUCGCGGCGUCCUUAUUGGAAGGUAGGACGGGGACUCACUCCGGCGGCAGUGCUGUUCUCACCCUAGAUUCGGACUCCGCCUCCACCGGUACUGGGGACUUCGAUUCUUUGCCGGGCAGCAAGGAUCGAGUUUAUGACUCUUCCGCUGUGUCCACUGGAGAAAUAGAAGCUGUCGACUCAGAUCUCAGUCACUCGAGUUCGUCGCCUAGCGGCGAUGUGUCGGCAUCAAAAUCUACGGAACCCUUUAUUUCUCCCAUUUCUUCUCUGGUAGAUGACGAGCCGGUUCAUCUGACCUUUCACUCCAUUGUUUCCGAUGACAAAGGUCGCUCUCUCAGCGAGCUAGAGUUAGGGUUGGAUAACGCUGAUUUAAUACCAGAGCUGGAAUCAUCCGCAGGAGUCACUGUAAUGUCCUCGAGCCUAUCUCCGUCUCAGUCACCGGAACUUCUGCCAUCGCACACGCUUGUCUCUUGUGAUGAACGGAACCAUUUUUCCGAUCCGGGCGAUCAUCCCAUUGCUUCCUCUUCCUCCGAGUUGACUCUGGAUGUGUCGGGCUCGGAAUCCUUCCCCCCCAGGGCUCCACCUAUUGCAACGCCGACUGCCCACCCUAGCCCACGUCAAUUCGAUCAUAUUUUUUCCCUAGUCAGCAAGGAAUCGCGCGGUUCUCCUCUUGGAUCUCCGAGAAGAGCUUUGACACAGCCUUUGAUGCCCGAAGUACCCCCGAAGCUCGCGCGUCUGCUUGACUUAGCGAUCAGCGGCGAUACUGUCUGCCUGGAGGAUCUUAAGGGUAUUGUUUCGAAGGAAAGGGGUGACUCGAGAUCGGUUGUUGACGCGCUUCUUGCGACGAUGGGCGGUGUCGACGGUUUCGAUGAGAGCAGUGGUAGAAAUUCUGGUGAUCCUCCUAGCAUAAUGCUCAGUUCCCAAGCAGCCAUCGUCGCUGCAAAACUCAUCCCCUGGCUUCCUUCUGAAGGGGAUUCGAGGACCUCUGAAUCUCCAAGAUCUAGAAUGAUUAGGGGGUUGCUUGCCAUCUUGGAUGCAUGCACUCGAAACCGUGCAAUGUGCUCCAGCUGUGGCCUGCUCUCAGCUCUCCUAGAGUCUGUAGAGCGGGUUUUUGAGUUUGAUAAUUUUUCUUGGGGUGGUGCGUCAUUAUGCCAAUGCAUUCAAUUAAUAGCAGGACAUUCUGUUACUGUUGCUGAUCUGAAUCGAUGGCUUGGUUUGGUUAAGAAAACUCUUAACACUGAGUGGGCGGCUCGGUUGAUGCUUACAUUAGAGAAUGCCAUGCUUAGUGAAGAAAUGAGAGGUCCAGCAUGUUCAUUUGAAUUUGAUGGUGAGAGCUCUGGUUUGCUUGGGCCUGGAGAGAGCCGGUGGCCUUUCUGCAAUGGGUUCGCAUUUGCUACUUGGAUUUAUAUCGAGUCAUUUGCUGAUACCUUGAACACUGCAGCAGCUGCUGCUGCCAUCGCUGCUGCUGCUGCUGCAAAGUCUGGCAAGUCUUCUGCCAUGUCUGCAGCGGCUGCAGCAACUGCUCUUGCUGGUGAAGGGACAACCCAUAUGCCUAGACUAUUUAGUUUCAUUUCAUCAGAUAACCUUGGUUUUGAGGCUUACUUCCACGGCCAAUUCUUGGUGGUGGAGAGUGGUGGUGGGAGGGGAAGGAAGGCUUCUUUACAUUUCACGCAUGCUUUUAAGCCCAGGUGCUGGUAUUUUAUUGGCCUGGAGCACAGUAGCAAGCAGGGCUUGAUGGGUAAAUCAGAAAGUGAAUUGAGACUGUAUGUGGAUGGCCACAUGUAUGAGAGCCGCCCAUUUGAACUCACAAGAAUAUCAAAAUCUCUGGCUUUUUCAUGCAUUGGGACAAAUCCACCUCCCACAAUGGCUGGUUUGCAGCAACGACGGCGGCAAUGUCCUUUAUUUGCGGAGGUUGGCCCAAUUUAUAUAUUCAAAGAACCCAUCGGGCCAGAUAUAAUGCUUCGAUUGGCUUCUAGGGGAGGAAAUGCUUUGCCUUGUUUUGGAAAUGGUGUAGGAUCACAUUGGAUGGAAACGAAUGCGUCUGUGAGAAAUCUGGCUGAAGAGAGCUUGACGCUUGAUGUUGCUAUGGAAGGAAGCUUGCAUCUUCUCUACCAUCCCAGUUUACUCAGUGGUCGGUUCUGCCCAGAUGCUUCACCUACUGGUGCAGCAGGUAUACACCGAAGACCUGCUGAAGUUCUCGGUCAAGUUCAUGUUGCAACUCGAGUUCGCAUAUAUGAAUCUUUAUGGGCUCUUGCUUAUGGUGGUCCAAUGGCUUUACUUCCACUGACCAUAAGCCAUGUGAAGAUGGAUAGCCUUGAUCCCAUCCUUGGUGACUUUUCUUUAUCUCUUGGGUGUGCUUCAAUUUCAGGCUCCAUACUAAGAAUUAUCACCAUUGCCAUCCAACAUACUGGAAACAGGGAGGAAAUAUGUCGUAGUUGGGCGCCAGAGAUCUUGUUGAGAAUUCUCUAUCAUCUACUGCAAUCUAUUUCUGUUUUGGAACUUAGGAAGCAAAAUGUGCUUUAUGAUGAAGAACUCCUUGCUGCUGUUAUAUGUCUCUGUCAGGCUGACAAAAAUAAUCAUUCGCUAAAGGUGCAACUUUUUAGUACUCUCCUCUUGGAUUUGAAACCAUGGAGCUUGUGCAAAUAUGGCUUACAAAAAAAGCUUCUAUCAUCACUUGCAGACAUGGUGUUUAUUGAGUCUUUAGCAAUGCGUGAUGCCAAUGCCCUACAACUUCUUCUUGAUGGAUGCAGACGAUGCUACUGGGUGGUCCCUGAAGUGGAAAUGUUUGACUCAUUUCCUAAUAAUCUAGAAACUAGGCAUGCCGGCGAAGUUAAUCUACUAGUAGAUGAGCUUAUGGUAGUCAUUGAACUUUUGAUUGGGGCUGCACCAUCCUCAAUGGCUACUGCUGAUAUGAGAUGUUUAAUCAGCUUUCUAAUUGAAUGUCCACAAUCAAAUCAGGUUGUAAGAGUGUUGCAUCUUAUAUAUAGAUUGGUUGUGCAGCCAAACUCUGCUAGGGCGGAUGCAUAUGCCCAAUCAUUUAUUUCUUGUGGAGGUAUAGAUGCCUUUAUUUUUCUUCUACAGAGAGAAACAAAGAUUAAAGAUGAUGAUAAACUUCCAGAUAAAUCAAGCUUUCAAAACGCUGAUAAGGCCUCUGUCCAAUCUGCUUUUGAGAAAGGUGGAGGCGAAGAGAGCCUUGAAAAACCAGUGAUUGAUUAUGAUAAACUUGAUUCAUUGAAGCAGAAGGAAACGGACUUGCAUGAAAAGCACAUUCAUCGUGGUUUGAAUAGUUACGGCAAUGAUAUUAAGUGUCCCCUUGAAACAAAUAUAGAAGGCUCAAGGACAUCUGAGAGUCAGAUAUCUAACGCAAUACGCAGCAAUAUUUUGUCAGUAACUUCUGAAAGUGUUUUUAUAUUUAAUUCACAUAACAUUGACAAUGGGGAUGGUAUUGUUGUUGGAAUAAUCAAGCUUUUGGGUGCCAUUAUCUCAUCUGGUUAUUUGAAAAUUGAACAGAGUCAUAUCCUUUCAAAUUUACCCGACAAAACACAAAGUAGUGGAUUAGGCAGUGUAAUAUCUGGUGACAUGAUCUCUCUUUUAUUAUUUGCGUUUCAUAAGGCUUUUCAAGCAGCACCAUUCAGGCUUAUGACGAACAAUACCUACGUGGCCUUGCUAUCUGCCGUGAUGAAUGUUCCUUCAUCUGAUGUCGGCCUGAAAAUUUAUGACUCUGGUCACCGCAUUGAACAUGUGCAACUUUUGUUGGUGCUUCUCCGUUCACUUCCAUAUGCAUCUAGGGCAUUCCAAGUUCGAGCUUUGCAGGAUCUUCUCUUUCUGGCUUGCAGUAAUCCAGAAAAUAGAAAUUGUCUGACUUCCAUGGAAGAAUGGCCAGAGUGGAUUUUAGAUGUUCAAAUAUCUAUCUAUGAGGUAGGAUCACUAAAAGAUUCAGAUGAUGCAUGCAUCAGUGAGAUUGAAGAUCUCAUCCACAACUUCCUUAUCAUCAUGCUAGAGCACUCGUUGCGAAGAAAAAAUGGAUGGAUGGAUGUAGAAGCUGUGAUUCACUGUGCAGAAUGGCUGGCGAUGGUUGGUGGAUCAAGUGCUGGGGACCAAAGAAUCAGGCGUGAAGAAUCACUGCCUAUUUUCAAGAGAAGACUGUUAGGUGGCUUGUUAGAUUUUUCUGUGCGGGAGCUCCAGGUUCAGACUCAAGUUAUUGCUGCAGCAGCUGCUGGUGUUGCUGCAGAGGGAUUGCCACCAGAAAAGGCCAAAGAAGAAGCAGAGAAGGUUGCUCAUCCUUCUGUUUUCUUGGCUGAGAAUGCAAUUGUGAUUUUAAUGAUUGUGGAAGAUCAUUUACGUUCACAAGCACAGGCUUUCUGUUCUUCUACAUCUGUUGUUACACACUCAAACUCUGCAGGAGCAACAUCUGGAGCAUCACUUGAAACUGCUGGGUCUAGAAUUGCAUUAUCACGCAAUAAUAAUGCAGGGCUUUCCCUGGAUCUUCUUGCUUCCAUGGCUGAUGAAAAUGGGCAAAUUUCUGCUGCUGUUAUGGAGCGCCUCACUGCAGCAGCAGCAGCGGAGCCUUAUGAUUCUGUCCGUUGUGCUUUUGUAUCAUAUGGAAGUUGUUCUUUGGAUCUAGAAGAGGGUUGGAAAUAUAGGAGUAGACUGUGGUACGGUGUUGGUCUUCCCUCCAAAACAGCAACUUUUGGUGGUGGGGGCAGUGGGUGGUCAUCAUGGAAAUCAACUUUGGAAAUGGAUUCAAAUGGAAAAUGGAUUGACCUUCCCCUAGUUCAGAAAUCAGUUGCCAUGCUUCAGGCUCUUUUAUUAGAUGAAUCUGGGCUUGGUGGUAUUAUUGGAAUUGGAGGUGGGUUAGGGACAGGAAUGGGAGGAAUGGCAGCACUUUACCAGUUGUUGGAUAGCGAUCAGCCCUUUCUUUGCAUGUUGCGUAUUGUCCUUGCUUCAUUGAGAGAGAAUCACUGUGGAAAGGAUGACUUGGCUGGAGUUACAAAUGGUGAAUCUCAUGGUACAAUGGAAAGGAGAAACAAAAAUUCCUUGCAAUCAAGGAAACCUUGUUCAAUGUUGCUAUGGAGUGUUCUCGCACCUAUUCUUAACAUGCCGAUUGCUGAAUCCAAGCGUCAAAGAGUGUUGGUAGCAUCUUGUAUUCUAUUUUCUGAGGUGUGGCAUGCUGUUAGCAAGGACAGAGUAAUUCUACGUAAACAAUAUUUAGAGGCAAUUAUACCACCAUUCAUAGCCAUCCUAAGACGAUGGCGGCCUCUUUUGGCUGGAAUUCAUGAAUUUACAUCCCCAGAUGGUCUAAAUCCUCUCUUUGUUGAUGACCAUGCUUUGGCAUCCGAUGCAAUGCCUAUUCAGGCUACUCUCUACAUGACAUCCCCUCGGUGGGCUGCUGCUUUUGCAUCACCUCCGGCUGCAAUGGCGCUAGCAAUGGUAGCUGCUGGUGUUGGUGGUGAUGCCACAAGACCUGUUAAAUGUUCGUCGCUUAAGCAUGGCCCAUCAUUUUCUGAGCUGAAACCGGUCAGUCUAACUGCACUUUUAAGUCUUCCAAAACCUCCUGAUAUGCCGAACAAUUCGCUUCCUGCCCCAAAAGAUGCAGCUGCUGUGAGGGCUACUUCUAUCGCUGCUGCUGCACGAGACCGUGAACGCUUGGCUAGGAUUGGUUCUGGUAAAGGUCUUAGUGCCGUAGCAAUGACAACAGCAAUGCAAAGGAGGAAUGAAUCUGAUCUUGAGCGUGCUAAGAGGUGGAAUACUACAGAGGCCAUGGGAAGUGCAUGGACUCACUGCAUUCAGUCAGUUGACUUGAAGCCAAUAUUACGAAAAGAAUAUUCUACAUUACAGAAUAAGUACUCUAGUAUAUUAGUAGAGAGUUUAGCUUUAGUACGGAACAUGCAGCAUAUGGAGAUUAGUAGGCGUUCCCAACUUCAUGCUUUAGAACAACUACGCAGGUUCAUUGGGAGUCGAGCAUGGAGGAAAUUUAUUCACUGCCUUACUGAAAUGGACAGACUUUUUGGUCCGUUCAGUGACAGCUUGUAUAGUCAGCGAGUCUUUUGGAAACUAGACUUUAUGGAAGGCUCUUCAAGGAUGCGGAGGUGUUUCAAAAUUGACUACCAUGGCUCUGAACAUUUGGGUGCAGCUGCAGAUUAUGAAGAUCACGUCUCACAGCCAAAAUCUGAUGGAACUUUUAUUGCAUGCAGCAAGAAUAGCAGAGAAGCUUCCUUUACUGCUGAUCUUCCUUCUACAGCUUCCAUUCUGGUUGCUGAGGCAAUUUAUAUGGAUGAAGGAAAUGAAAGUGAGGAACAAAUAGAAAAUGGUAUACUUGACAGUAUGACACAGACUCAGCCCAUGAUUACUGAAACUGUAGAAGUUUCUUCAGAUGAAAGAAAUGCCAAAAUCUCUGCUGCUUCGCUUGAUCUAGUUCAGUCAAUGCCAAUGAAUGCCUCUGGACAUGUGCCAAAGGACUACGAUGAAAAACUUAUUCUUGAACUAACUUCAUUGUUGGUGCGGCCAUUGAAGGUUGUGAGAGGAACCUUUCAAAUUACUACAAAAAGAAUUAAUUUUCUAAUUCAUAAGCAUGGCAAUGGAAGUUCUAUGCUGGACCCUAUGGCCCCCAAUUAUCAAAAUGAGAAAGAUCGUAGCUGGUUAAUCUCUUCACUUCAUCAGAUGUUCAGUAGAAGGUAUCUGCUUAGGAGGAGUGCUUUAGAAUUGUUUCUUUUUGAUCGGACAAACUUUUUCUUUGAUUUUGGGUCCACUGAAGCUCGUAAGGAUGCCUAUCGUGCUAUUGUUCAAGCAAAACCUCCUCAUUUGAACAACAUUUACUUGGCAACACAGAGACCUGACCAACUAUUUAAGCGGAGCCAGCUGAUGGAGAGAUGGGCUAGGUGGGAGAUUAGUAAUUUUGAAUAUCUUAUGGAGCUGAACACAAUGGCUGGACGCAGUUACAAUGACAUCACACAGUACCCGGUUUUUCCAUGGAUUUUAGCUGAUUACUCUUCUAAGACGUUGGAUCUUAAUGAUCCUACCUUGUAUCGAGAUCUCUCAAAGCCUAUUGGUGCAUUGAAUCCUGAAAGGUUGAAAAAGUUCCAAGAGAGGUACUCUGGCUUUGAUGAUCCUGUUAUACCCAAGUUCCACUAUGGUUCCCAUUAUUCUACGGCAGGAACAGUAUUAUAUUAUCUUAUUCGAGUGGAACCUUUCACUACUCUUUCUAUUCAACUACAAGGCGGAAACUUUGAUCAUGCUGACCGUAUGUUCUACGAUGUUGGGGGUACAUGGAAUGGUGUUCUUGAAGACAUGAGUGAUGUGAAAGAAUUGGUUCCAGAAUUUUUUUAUCUGCCAGAGAUUCUCAUUAACAAUAACUCUAUUGAUUUUGGUACAACUCAACUUGGAGAAAAGAUAGAUUCUGUCAGACUGCCUCCAUGGGCUGCAAAUCCAGUUGAUUUCAUUCAUAAGCAUCGUAUGGCGCUUGAGAGUGAAUAUGUAUCUGCACAUCUUCAUGAGUGGAUUGAUCUCAUUUUUGGAUACAAGCAACGCGGUAAAGAAGCUGUUCAAGCUGAUAACAUGUUCUUCUACAUCACAUAUGAGGGUGCAGUUGAUAUUGAUAAAAUUACUGACUCUGUACAACAACGUGCUACUCAAGAUCAGAUUGCCUUCUUCGGGCAAACCCCGUCCCAGUUAUUAACAACCCCACACUUGAAGAGGAUGUCAAUAAAAGAUGUUCUGCACCUUGAGACUAUCUUCCGCAACCCCAAUGAAGUGAAGCCAUAUGUUGUUCCAAACCCAGAUCGUUGCAAUGUACCUGCUUGUUCUAUUCUUGCGUCCCAAGACUCCAUUAUAGUUGUAGAUAUGAAUGUCCCUGUGGCACGUGUGGCAAUGCACAAAUGGCAACCCAAUACUCCUGACGGUCAGGGAACACCUUUUCUAUUUCAGCAUGGAAAGCCUGCAGCUAGUUCCACCGGCAGUGCAUUUAUGCGCAUGUUUAGAGGUUCAGGGGGUUCUGCCUCAGAAGACUGGCAAUUCCCCCGAGCAUUGGCAUUUGCUGCAUCAGGAAUCCAGAGUUCGGCGGUAGUUGUAGUUACUUAUGACAAAGAAAUUAUUACUGGAGGGCAUGCUGAUAAUUCUAUCAAGGUCAUAUCAGCAGAUUUAGCUAAGACCAUUGAAACUGCACGAGGGCAUAAUGCUCCUGUAACUUGUCUUGCUCUAUCCUCUGAUAACAACUAUUUAGUUACUGGAUCUCGUGAUGCAACAGUUUUACUUUGGAAAAUACAUAGAUCGUUUCCUUUACCUCGUAGAAAUUCUUUGGAUCCAUCCAUUACUACAGAAAAAUCACCCUCGUCUCCUCUUGCAACUAGUACUAGCCCCAACAGUCCUGCAGAUAAGAGCAAGAAAUGCAGAAUUGAGGGUCCUGUAGAUGUUUUAAGAGGUCAUCUUGGCGAGAUAAUAUCUUGUUCUGUCAGUUCUGAACUUGGUAUCGUCGCUUCCUGUUCUUACUCCAGUCAGAUUCUUUUGCAUUCAUUGAGGAGAGGUCGCCUGAUUCGGAAGCUAUCAGUUGAGGCAGAUUCAGUCUGCCUCUCUUCUCAGGGGCUUGUCAUAGUUUAUAGCAAGUCAGAUAAAAUAAUCAGCACCUUCACCAUUAAUGGCAUUUCUGUCGCUUCAGUAGCCAUUUCACAUUUCCCUUUCCCGGGCAGUAUUAGUUGUAUUUCUGUUUCUGCUGAUGGGGAAUAUGCACUCAUUGGGACAUCUUCCAGUGCUAAUCAGCAAAACUACAAACCUGAUUUUCAAGCAGGUUAUUCAUCUGCAGUUGUGAAACCCAAAAGAAGAAUAGCAAUUCCUGUGCCUUCAAUAUGCUUCCUGAAUUUGCAUACUCUGGAGGUUUGUCAUAGGCUGAACCUUGCUGAAGGUCAAGAUGUCACUGCUAUAUCUCUAAACGAGGACAACACCAAUCUACUUGUUUCAACUGCAGAUAAGCAAUUGAUAGUCUUCACUGACCCAGCGUUGAGCUUGAAGGUCGUGGAUCAAAUGCUUAAGCUUGGUUGGGAAGGUGGUGGGCUUAUGAAGUAGAGCACUGUGUCUUAUCCAUUCAAUUGAGUUUUCAUUGCUUCAUCUUUGCCUCUUUGGAUCAUUUAAUCAAAAUUUGAAAGAACUUAACGUACAUGAAAAGGAAGAUUUGUAAAUUUGUAUGGAAAAUUUUAAAUAUCAGAACCAGAUGCAAUCAAGCUUCUCUGAAUCUCUAAGCUCGUGGUAAUACAAUUUUCCUGCUCUUGUGCGAGUAGGGCAGGGACUCUUAAGAGCUGGUUAGAGCAGUGGCAGAGAACAUUUGUACAGUUCAAACAAGAUAAUUUUGUUCUGAGCGGAGGUGGAAAUAGGAGAUGAUAGAGUAGUUAAAAGUUUAAGAGAGGCUAGAUAUUAAUUCAUGUAAACAAAGUGUUCUUUUGUAUAAAAUCAUUAUUCUUCGUUUAAACCCGAUGGGGAAAAUAUUUUGUUUUUUGAUAGUUCUUUAUGUUGUUGAAGCCAAUCAGAAAUGCUUUAAAGAGUUGUUUUUUCUCUGCAAUUUUUA
Messenger RNA from Dendrobium catenatum, 9757 nucleotides. RefSeq names its product BEACH domain-containing protein C2. Bases 148 to 9261 code for a protein of 3037 amino acids. The record is from RefSeq and is a predicted model, not a curated record. NCBI's taxonomy places the organism in Eukaryota, Viridiplantae, Streptophyta, Magnoliopsida, Asparagales, Orchidaceae. The transcript has 31 exons. Gene Ontology annotation, molecular function: protein binding.